CAUAGAUGGCAGCAGCGGACAAAAAUCAAAAACUAACCUUACUUUUUUGUUGUUUCUAUUGCAGUACUGCUUUUUUGCUCAUUUCUGUAUUUUUGAUAUUAUUUUAUUUGAAUGCUUCGUAGAUAAAUUACAUUAAAAAUGCCAAUAGCACAGCUAGCAGGAAGUGGUUCCGACGAUUCAGCAAAAUCCAAAACGUUUGUCUUCAACGACGAAGGGCAUACCUUAGGAAACGCAUUACGUUGCAUCAUAUCCAGUUACCCAGAAGUACAAUUUUGUGGCUAUACAGUCCCCCAUCCUGCGGAGAACAAAAUGCACUUCAGAAUACAGAUGUACAAUGGAAGAGCUGUAGAUGCAUUGAGGAAAGGCUUGGAAGAUUUAGAAGAAGUCUGUACAAUUACACUAGAUAGAUUUCAAGCUGAAUUAGAAAACUUCACUGGUAGUUAGUAUUCUGUGAUCAAUGUUAGGUUUAAAUAAAUGUUUUAAUGUUUUUUUCA
Molecule: messenger RNA, 494 nt
Organism: Acanthoscelides obtectus
Lineage: Eukaryota; Metazoa; Arthropoda; Insecta; Coleoptera; Chrysomelidae
Source: the annotation of a GenBank genome assembly